This is a messenger RNA of Morus notabilis, 6382 nucleotides long. Its product is annotated as protein NETWORKED 1A. The record is from RefSeq and is a predicted model, not a curated record. Gene Ontology annotation, cellular component: plasma membrane. Bases 552 to 6101 code for a protein of 1849 amino acids. The transcript is spliced from 6 exons. Gene Ontology annotation, molecular function: actin filament binding. NCBI's taxonomy places the organism in Eukaryota, Viridiplantae, Streptophyta, Magnoliopsida, Rosales, Moraceae.
GAGACUAGAGAGAGAAACUGUUUUGAGUGUAGUGAGAGAAAAUGGGGUGAGUGAAAAUGCAGUAGUUUGCAGCUGAGUUGUACUCUUCACAGCUGAUGAUCAGAACCCAUCACUGAUUUUACAUUCUUUUGGUGUUUCUGAUCCUCGUGGAUGAGAAAAGAUCGAUUUUUUUUUGCUGUUUUUGCAGACCCAUUUGCUUAAAAUCGUUUGAAUGGUAGCUUAGCUAUGCUGACUUGAUCCAUUCGUUUGGAGGUUUGACUUGGUGAUUGAAAAUCCGACUCCACUUUUGAUUCUUUUGUACCUCAAAAUUUGGCUAAUUGAAGGCUUGUUGAGAUAAGGAGUUCCAUCUACUGAAUAAUUGGACCUGUCCAAUUGAACCAGUGGAUGGAAGUCUCUUGGAAAAACCCGAGUUAGCAAACAAUUUUGAUGGUGGGAAUCUGUUAAAAAGUGAUAUUCUGGCCUGGAUCCAUUAUCUGGGACUACCUUACUGGUACAAGGACCAGACUUUUAUAAAGUCAAAACCAGUUCUGUGGUUGGUCUUAGCAGGAGUCAUGGGAACCUUAUUACAUUCGGAGUCGAGGCGCUUGUACUCAUGGUGGUGGGAUAGCCACAUUAGCCCCAAGAAUUCGAAAUGGCUUCAAGAAAACCUUACAGACAUGGACGCCAAGGUGAAAUCAAUGAUCAAGCUCAUUGAAGAGGAUGCGGAUUCUUUUGCGAGGAGGGCAGAAAUGUACUACAAGAAACGUCCAGAGCUCAUGAAGCUAGUUGAGGAAUUCUAUCGAGCUUAUCGGGCAUUGGCAGAGAGGUAUGAUCAUGCAACUGUGGAGUUGCGGCAUGCCCAUCGAACUAUGGCACAAGCAUUUCCCGACCAAGUACCUUACGCACUGACUGAUGAAUCACAGUCAAGCACUUCAGGCCCCGAGGCUGAACCCCAUACACCUGAAAUGCCGCACCCGAUUCGUGCAUUACUAGACCCAGAUGACCUGCACAAGGAUGCGUUGGGACUCUCUUCAACCAACUUACUUGGAUUGAAAAGCAACGGGGGAAAUUCAGAAAUGUCCGACACAGGAACAAGCAGAAGGGGGCUAAAACAGCUUAAUGAGAUCUUUAAUUCCGGAGUGGCGCCAGAAAAUUCGAAGGUUGGAGAAUGGAGGAUGAGAAAAGGCCUAGUUUCCCACGGAGGAGAAGAGAGUGGACAAAAUUUUGACCAGGACUCUCAGAUGUCAGGUGGAAACCAGAAUUUGAAGAAUCAGGUUAUUUUUGAGUCUGAACGUGCAGUGAAAGCAGAAACUGAAGUUCAAAGCCUAAAGAAAAUUCUGGCGAAGGUGCAAGCCGAAAAGGACACUCUCCUCUUUCAAUACCAGCAGAAUGUUGAGAAGUUAUCUAAUCUGGAGAGGGAUCUUAAUCAUGCCAAAAAAGAUGCUGGACGGCUUGAUGAGCGAGCAAGCAAAGCUGAAAUUGAAGUUAAAGUGUUGAAGGAAGCGCUUUUGGAGUUGGAAACCGAGAGGGAUGCUGGUCUGCUUCGAGUCAAUCAGUGUUUAGAAAAGAUAUCUAGCCUGGUGACUCUGUUAUCUCAAUCCCAAGAGGAGGGAGAAGGACAAAAGGAACGAGCUAUAAAGGCAGAAACUGAAUCUGGAAAACUUAAGCAAGAACUUUCUAGAUUGGAGGCAGAGAAGGAAGCUGGUCUUGCUAAAUACAGUCAAUGUCUUGAUAAAAUAUCUGUUUUGGAGUCUAAAAUCUCAAUUGCUGAGGAAAAUGCCAGAUUUCUAAACGAGCAAAUUGAAAGGGCCGAAGCUGAAAUCGAAGCACUAUGGAAAGCUCUUGCUAAGCGGAGUGCAGAGAAAGAAGCUGCAGGUCUCCAAUACAAGCAGUGCAUGGAGAUAAUUGCUAAGAUGGAGGCUGAAAUUUCUCGUGCUCAAGCAAAUGCAGAACGACUAAAUGGCGAAAUUCUAAUGGGGGCGGAAAAGUUAAAAAGUGCUGAAGAACAAUGUGUCAUGUUAGAGAGAUCAAAUCAAACUCUGCGUUCAGAGGCAGAAGAUCUGUUGAAGAAGAUUUCUAGGAAAGAUCAAGAACUUUCAGAGAAAAAUGAUGAGUUGAAGAAAUUUCAGGACCUAAUGCAAGAGGAGCAGUCAAAGUUUCUGCAAGUUGAAGCCACUUUCCAAGCUCUUCAGAAGUUGCACUCUCAAUCUCAAGAGGACCAGAGAGCCUUGGCAUUGGAGCUUAAAGAUGGGCUCCGAAUGUUGAAGGACCUGGAGAUAUCCAAACAUGAUACCGAAGAAGAAAUGCAACGUGUUAAGGAAGAAAAUUGGAAUCUCUCUGAACUCAACUUUUCAAGCACUAUCUCGCUGAAGAAUCUCCAAGAUGAAAUCUUUAGCUUAAAGGCGAUGAAGGAGAGACUGGAACAUGAGGUUGCACGAAGGGAGGACCAAAGCGACACCUUACAGCAUGAAAUCAGGCAUCUAAAGGAGGAAAUGGAGAGCUUGAAAAGCAGAUACCACUCAAUAAUAAUGCAAGUAGAUUCGGUUGGUCUAAAUCCUGAUUGCCUUGAGUCGUUUGUGAAAGACUUGCAAGAUGAGAACUCAAAGAUGAAAGAGAUCUGCAAAAGUGAGAGAAAUGAGAGGGAAGUUCUUUAUGAGAAGGUGAAGGACAUGGGCAAGCUUUCAACAGAGAAUACUAUGCUGCACGGUUCUUUAUCGGGACUGAAUAUUGAGUUGGAGGAUUUGAGAGAGAAGGUCAAGAAAUUGCAAGAGUCCUGCCACUUUCUCCAGGGAGAAAAAUCCACUCUUGUUGCUGAAAAAGCUGCUCUACUUUCACAGUUACAGAUGAUUACUGAAAACAUGAAAAAGCUCAUGGAAAAGAAUAACUUGCUGGAGAAUUCUCUCUCUGGUGCAAAUUUGGAGCUUGAGCAGCUGAGGCUGAGAUCAAAGAGCAUAGAAGAGAUGUGCCAGAUGCUCAACAACGAGAAGUCUCAUCUUCUGAACGAGAGAAGCACCCUGGUGUCGCAGUUGGAGAAUGUUGAACAGAGACUGGGAAAACUCGAAAAGAGGUUUACCAAGUUAGAAGAGAAAUAUUCUGACCUGGAGAAGGAGAAAGACUCUACAGUGCAUCAGGUCGAGGAACUACGCAGUUCUCUUCUGGUUGAGAAGCAAGAACGUUCGAGUUAUAUGCAAUCAACUGAAGCUCGUUUGGCAGGUUUACAAAAUGAUGUCCAUCUCUUACAAGAAGAGAGUAGACUGGGGAAAAAAGAAUUUGAGGAAGAACUAGAUAAAGCUAUGAAUGCCCAGAUUGAGAUCUUCAUCCUGCAAAAGUUUAUUGAAGACUUGGAGGAGAAGAAUUUCACACUGCUCAUUGAAUGUCAGAAACAUAUCGAGGCAUCGAAAAUUUCAGAUAAGCUCGUCUCGGAACUGGAGAGUGAAAAUCUUGAGCAGCAGGUGGAAGCAGAGUUCUUGGUCAAUGAAAUUGAGAAGCUGAGGUUGGGGCUUCGACUGGUGUUCAGGGCUCUCCAAAUUGAUCUGGAUCAUGGGCGAGAAAAGAAACUCGAUCUAGAGCAAAUAUCAGUGCGGUCGAUUCUUGAUAAUGUUGAGGACUUGAAGAGUUCUCUUUUGAGAAGUGAGGAUGAGGAGCAGCAGUUGCUGGUUGAGAAUUCGGUGCUUUUAACUUUACUGGGGCAACUUAGAGUCGAUGGCUUGGGGCUCGAGUCAGAAAAACAGAAACUUGAGCAGGAGUUUGAAAUAAUGAAAGGCCACUAUUACAUGUUGCAAAAAGAUAAGGAAGAGCUUUUGGAUAUGAACAGGAAUUUGAAGUUUGAAGUGAGCAAUGGAGAGCAGCAGGAGGAAGUAUUGAAGGGUGAAUUACAAAUCCUGCAUGAAAAGAUGGAAAGUCUGCAGAAAGCUUACCACAUUUUGCAGGAACAAAAUUCCAAGGUGCUUGAAGAGAAUAGGUCUUUGCUUAAGAAACUUUUGGACCUUAAGGAGGAAAAGAACUUCCUUACAGAGGAAAAUGAUGCUAUACUCCAUGAGGCAGUAGCUCUUAAUACCUUCUCUUUUGUUUUGGAGAGCUUCACAGUUGAAAAAUCUAUGGAACUAAAAGCACUUUCCGAAAAUCUAAACAGAUUAUGCGAGGUUAAUGGUGAUCUCAAGGUAGAGAGUGGAAUGUUGAGGGAGAAGUUGGUGAACAAAGAAGAAGAAAUUGUGCAUCUAAAUGAGUCGGUUGAGACGUUAGGCAAGGAGUUGCAUGAAGUCAGAGACUCUAAUGAUCAACUAAGCCUUCAACUUUUGAUUGAGAAUGAUUUUCUAAAACAGAAGUCAGUGGAGCUCUCAGAAGCACAACAGAAGAUAAGAUCUACGGAGAACUUGAACGUGAAAUUAUGCAGUGCGGUUGAGGAACUGAAGAUGGAAUGUGAAGAAUUGAAGUUAAACAGAGAAAUAAUUGCAGAAAAGAUUCUUGAACUAACUGAAGAUGGCCUUAACCAGAAUAAGGAAAUUGAAAGCCUUCGCGAAGUGAACGAAGAUUUGGAUACUAAAGUGGGGAUAUUAUGUAAAGAAAUUGAAGAACACAGGAUCAGAGAAGAAAAUUUGAGCGCAGAGUUGCAAGAAAAAAGCAAUGAGUUCGAACUUUGGGAGGCUGAAGCCGCGGGAUUUUAUUUCGAUCUUCGGGUAUCUGCUGUUCGUGAGGUUCUACUUGAAGAUAAGGUACAUGAGCUUAUUGAAGUUUCUCAGAAUCUUGAAGAGGAAAAUUCUGCAAAAACGAUGGAGAUUGAGCAGAUUAAAACCAAAGUAAGCUUCUUGGAAAGCCAAAAUGGAAGACUGGAGGCCCAGUUAUCUGCUUAUGUACCCGUCAUAGCUUCUUUGAGAGAGAAUGCAGAAUCUCUUGAGAAUAGUGCCCUUCUUAGAGAAAAGCUUCUUGCAGCAGCCAAAAAGGCACAAAAGGGGAUGGAAAAGACAAGUCAAAAGAGCUGUGAAGAUCUUAAAGAAGAUCAAAUCACCGAGGUCCCAGAUGGGCUUGUGGAUUUGCAGAAAAUUCAGAAAAAAAUUAAGGCAGUAGAGAAGGCAAUGGUGGAAGAAAUGGAGAAGCUCGAAAUUGAUGCAAUUGAAAAGGCCAUGGAAGAGGAAGUGGAACGACUUGCGGUACAGGAAUCUGUGAACACCAACAUUGAGGAAGCAGCUGAAAGUGAAAAGGAGACUGAAGCGCUGAAAUUGAGGAGCUCAAUGCUUCGAGAGGAUGCCAUUGCAAUUGAAGAGAUGAAAAACAGUGAUGAUCUUGAUCUCAAUAAGACUAAAGCUGAAAAUGGGAUUUUGAUGAAAGACAUUCCGCUAGAUCAAAUCUCGGAUUACUCAUUAUACGGAAGAAGCAGGAGGAAGACUGGUGGGACAGAUGAUCAGAUGCUCGUAUUAUGGGAAACAGCAGAGCAAGACCGCAGCCAGAAUGCACCUGCUGAUGAGGAGACACAAAAUCAAGCAUCUGAACCAAAUCGGGCUUCUUCUUCAGGAUUACAGGCAGAGAAGGAGCUUGGCAUUGACAAGCUGGAGGUGUCCUUUAACAAAUUGCGGAAUCAAGAAGGUAACAAGGGAAAGAUGUUGGAGAGACUUGCGUCAGAUGCUCAGAAGCUGACAAGUCUACACAGAAGCGUGCAAGAUUUGAAGAAGAAGAUGGAGAUAAACAAAACAAAGAAGAACUGCAAUUUUGCCGAGUUUGAAAUGGUUCAAAGACAGUUAUUGGAAGUUGAGGAGUCUGUUGUGCAGCUAGUGGAUGUCCAUGAUCAGCUGACAAAGGACAUUGCAGAGACUAGUCCCUCAUCUUCUGACAGGAAAAGUUCAGCUGAGUCAGAAGAGGAUGGAAAUGUCAAGGGGAAGAGAGUUGCUGAGCAGGCGCGAAAGGGUGCAGAAAAGAUUGGACAGCUGCAGUUCGAGUUGCAGAACAUUCAUUACAUUCUGCUAAAGCUUGAGGAUGAGAAUAAGAACAAAGGGAAAAAUAGUAGAUUUUCCGAAAGUAAGACUGGAGUUCUCCUGAGGGACUUUAUUUAUAGCAGUAGGAGAAGGCGUCAGAGGCGGCGGAAGGGCUGUUUCUGUGGCUGUGCGAGACCUUCAACUCGCGAAGACUGACGCGACGAUCAUCAGUUAGAGGGAAAGGAAAGUCAUUAUUUCUAUGGAUGAAAUGUUUCUUGGGAGUUUCUUGGAUUAGUUAAUGAGAAACCAUCUUUUGUAAGCUUAGUUUCUUAUGUAUUAGUUAGACCUUUGAUCUAAAAUAACAAUAUGCUGCUUCGUUCAGCAUUUAAACUCUCCAUCCCAAGAACACUAUGGAAAUGAUUAGAGAAAUAGAAGUUCUGUUCAUGUGUAAAUAUUAGAUGUCUAGUUAACUCAUGGGGAUUGCCGUAUUUGCUAUU